UCUAUGACUUCCACCUGGCCCACGGCGGGAACUAGAACUGGUCUAGAACUCCCAACCUCCACCUGCCUCAGCCUCCCAAAGUGCUGGUAUUACAGUCGUGAGACACUGUGCCUGGCCUGCCCCUUUCCAAGACACAUGCUCAGCAUGAUGAGAGCUCAACCAUGGUGGGGAGUGGGUCUAAAUAAGGGUUCUCAUUGGUGCCUUUUUUGUUUUGUUUUUCUUUUUGUGGAGAACAGGGUCUCACUAUAUUGCCCAGGCAGGUCUCAAACUCCUGGGCUUAAGCUCUCCUCCCGCCUCUGCCUCCCUAAGAGCUGGGAUUACAGGUGUGAGCCACAGCACCCGGCCUCAUUGGUGCCUUUUAAGAGGCCUAGGUCCUCCAUUAACUCAGGCCAACCAUUAAGUGAUGCAGGCUUCUUUUCCUUCAUAUGAGAAAAUCCUGUGUCCCUCUGAUUCUUCCUGGCUUUGUCCCUGGUGGCUAUUAUGAAGCAGUACUGGAGUAUGUCUUGGACCUGGAAAACUGGACAUGUGUGCGGCUCAACAGUUUUCUCGGGGGAGUUCAGUGACCUUUUGGUGGCUACCCUCUGCUCUCACCCAUGAAUUCCUGCAGGUGGUGACUUUACCUGCAAGGUUACUUACAUAGCCCCACUCAGCUGCUUCUGAAAGUGUGAUGGAGCAGUAGUCUUCAGUGUGCGUGUGAGUGAAGAGGACCUUGUGGUAGCAGGGACCAUGCUUCAUUUGUGGCUGUGUCCGCAGCCCAGGGCCUGGUAUGCAGCAAGAUCAAUAAAUACUUGUGGAAUGCAUGACUGCUGGCUGACCGUGUCUGCCUGGUCGGAGGGCUGGGGACCCCUACGUGAGGGCAGACUACUGUGGUGCUGCUAGACUGCCACGCUGGCUCCACCCAGCUGUGACCUCUCCACUCUCCCCACCCCCAUUUGACCUUACUCUCUUGAGGUCCUAUAAUGUAUGAUUGAGACUUUUCAGCCUUUUCUAGAACUUUGACCCUUUGGAGACAGGGCAGUUCUACAGGGGGCGGUCUAGCCCCAGGCUCUGUUCUGGGCAGCCCAAUCAGCUCUGGAUUGCUUGAGCUUCCUUGAAGAGCCAGCCGGAGGCAGUUUCCGUGCUUUGGGAGUUCCUGCAUUCUCUGCUCUAAAUCCCAGCCUGCCCUUGGGGCUGCCCGCCCCCUCCUUUGAUCCUUAGCUCCAGAGCAAGACCUGUCCAAGCAGAGGCCUGGACUACAUCUCCCGGCGUGCCUGGCAGUGUGGUGGCCUCUGUGCGCCGUCUGUACUCGUUGCUGGCGACGAUGCAGAGGGCUGUAAGUGUGGUGGCCCAUCUGGGCUUUCGCCUGCAGGCAUUCUCCCCGGACUUGUAUCGUCCACUCAGUUUCGCACAGGACGUGCUCCGCAGGACACCGCUCUAUGACUUCCACCUGGUCCACGGCGGGAAAAUGGUGGAGUUCGCGGGUUGGAGUCUGCCAGUGCAGUACCGGGACAGUCACACUGACUCGCACCUACACACACGCCAGCACUGCUCGCUGUUUGAUGUGUCUCAUAUGCUGCAGACCAAAAUAUGUGGUAGUGACCGGGUGAAGCUGAUGGAGAGUCUAGUGGUUGGAGACAUUGCAGAGCUAAGACCAAACCAGGGGACACUGUCGCUGUUUACCAAUGAGGCUGGAGGCAUCUUAGAUGACUUGAUUGUAACCAAUACUUCUCAGGGGCAUCUGUAUGUGGUAUCCAAUGCUGGCUGCUGGGAGAAAGAUUUGGCCCUCAUGCAGGACAAGGUCAGGGAGCUUCAGAACCAGGGCAGAGAUGUGGGCCUGGAGGUGCUGGAUAAUGCCCUGCUAGCCCUGCAAGGCCCCACUGCAGCCCAGGUGCUACAGGCUGGCGUGGCAGAUGACCUGAGGAAACUGCCCUUCAUGACGAGUGCUGUGAUGGAGGUGUUUGGUGUGUCUGGCUGCCGUGUGACCCGCUGUGGCUACACAGGAGAGGACGGUGUGGAGAUCUCAGUGCCAGCAGCGGGAGCAGUUCACCUGGCAACAGCUCUUCUGGAAAACCCAGAGGUGAAGCUGGCAGGGUUGGCCGCCAGGGAUAGCCUGCGCCUGGAGGCAGGCCUCUGCCUGUAUGGGACUGACAUUGAUGAACACACUACACCUGUGGAGGGCAGCCUCAGUUGGACACUGGGGAAGCGCCGCCGAGCUGCUAUGGAUUUCCCUGGAGCCAAGGUCAUUGUUCCCCAGCUGAAGGGCAAGGUGCAGCGGAGGCGUGUGGGCUUGAUGUGUGAGGGGGCCCCGAUGCGGGCACACAGUCCCAUCCUGAACAUGGAGGGUACCAUGAUUGGUACUGUGACUAGUGGCUGCCCCUCACCCUCUCUGAAGAAGAAUGUAGCUAUGGGUUACGUGCCCUGCGAGUACAGUCGUCCAGGGACAAAGCUGAUGGUAGAGGUGCGGCGAAAGCAGCAGAUGGCUGUGGUCAGCAAGAUGCCCUUUGUGCCCACAAACUACUAUACCCUUAAAUGAGGAUGGCUCAGGGUGGGGCUGUCCCCUCCAGGAAUCUACAAGGGGUUAGUCAAGAAGCUGAGGCAGAACUCACAAGCGUUGGGCAGCUAAGGUGGAGGCUGAUUUUAAUUGUCUGGUUGAGGGGCUAUACCACCUAUUCUCCCCACCUAACUCAUGCCACUCCAGCUUCCUUCAGGACCCUGCUUCUGAGUGAUGGACCAGCUUACACAAUGUCUUGUUUUAGUCCAUGAUCCCACUGACCUACUCUUACCUGCUGGAGGGUAAUAAGAAGCUUUGGUUCUGCCAUCUCUCCCACCCUGCCAGGUGCUGGCUGUGGAGCAAAGGCUCACCUUUGUGGGGGGGAUAAAACCUGCCCAACCUACCUCACCAUGGUUUUUCACAUUGCAAAGGGUGGUAACACGGGCAGUAUGGACUUAGGCUAUCCUCUCCAGUUUGCUUUUCAUAAAUGCAAAUUGUCCCUACUGCCAGUCAGAAAUAAUUGCUGACUCAUAGUAGGGCUGCUAUGCCUGUGUGUAAACUUGGGGAUGGCUGAGGGAACACUGAUUUACUCUUCCACAUUUCCAAGUUGGUCUAGUGUGCUGCCCAGUAGCAAACCAUGGCAGGCUCACCACCUGUUCUGAGCUCCAGGGCUGUUGUAGGGCAGGGUGAGCUUCCUCCUGGACUUGCUUUACCCUGGACUGACCUUUGCCUCAGUAUCCAUUAAUGGACUCCACUGAAUCCUGAAAGAUAAAUUAAACUUCCUUCUGCACUGGCAUGGAUGAGAAAAAAAACAAAAAAUUAAAAAUUAAACUUCCUUUUUACUUGCCA
This is a messenger RNA of Cebus imitator (Panamanian white-faced capuchin), 3319 nucleotides long. It is a transcript of the gene AMT, whose product is annotated as aminomethyltransferase. The transcript is spliced from 9 exons. Gene Ontology annotation, biological process: glycine catabolic process. Gene Ontology annotation, cellular component: mitochondrion. Gene Ontology annotation, molecular function: aminomethyltransferase activity; protein binding. Lineage: Eukaryota; Metazoa; Chordata; Mammalia; Primates; Cebidae. The record is from RefSeq and is a predicted model, not a curated record. Bases 1301 to 2512 code for a protein of 403 amino acids.